AUGUCCGGUAUAUUAUUUGAAGAUAUCUUCAACGUGAAAGAUAUGGAUCCGGAGGGUAAAAAAUUCGAUCGAGUUAGUCGACUUCACUGCGAAUCUGAAUCAUUCAAAAUGGAUCUUAUAUUGGAUAUAAACUCGUGGUUGUAUCCUUUGGAGUUAGGUGAUAAAUUUCGGCUAGUGUUGGCUACAACAUUACACGAGGAUGGCACAGCGGCUAGCAUGGAGUACAAUGCAGCCGAAAUAGAAGGAUCCCGGGCCGAUAGUUUUGAGUAUGUAAUGUUCGGCAAAGUGUACAGAAUUGAAGGUGAUGACUCCCAGACAGAAUCAUCAAAUCGACUUUCCGCAUACGUGUCCUUUGGAGGUUUGUUAAUGCGGUUACAGGGAGAUGCCAACAACCUGCAUGGGUUCGAAAUCGAUCAGCACAUGUUUUUACUUAUGAAAAAAUUGGCUUUUUAGACCGGGCUGUUCGAAGAUGAAUGGAAAA
Anopheles nili is the source of this 481-nucleotide messenger RNA. RefSeq names its product DNA-directed RNA polymerases I, II, and III subunit RPABC3 (gene Rpb8). Gene Ontology annotation, molecular function: DNA-directed RNA polymerase activity. The coding region runs from base 1 to 453 and encodes 150 amino acids. The transcript has 2 exons. Gene Ontology annotation, biological process: DNA-templated transcription. The record is from RefSeq and is a predicted model, not a curated record. Gene Ontology annotation, cellular component: RNA polymerase II, core complex; RNA polymerase I complex; RNA polymerase III complex. NCBI's taxonomy places the organism in Eukaryota, Metazoa, Arthropoda, Insecta, Diptera, Culicidae.